Heterocephalus glaber (naked mole-rat) is the source of this 528-nucleotide messenger RNA. It is a transcript of the gene Il17f, whose product is annotated as interleukin 17F. Gene Ontology annotation, cellular component: extracellular region. Gene Ontology annotation, molecular function: cytokine activity. NCBI's taxonomy places the organism in Eukaryota, Metazoa, Chordata, Mammalia, Rodentia, Bathyergidae. The record is from RefSeq and is a predicted model, not a curated record. Gene Ontology annotation, biological process: inflammatory response.
AUGCAUUGUGUCUUGCCAGCAUAUAACACCACUGUCUCUAAGCAACUGCAAACCCUCUCUAUUUUCCAGGUCAAGUCCCUACUGCUAUUGAUGCUGGGGAUCACCCUCCUAAGGGAGGCGGCAGCUUGGAAAACUCGCGGAGUGGGCAAUACUAGUCUCCAAAAGCCUAGCAAUUGCCCUCCUCUGGAGGGCAACACUGUGAGGGUCAACACUCGAAUCCUCAAUCAAAAGCAGGGCAUUCUCAUCACACAUGACUUCCGGAACCGCUCCAGCUCCCCGUGGGAUUAUAACAUUACCCGAGACCCCCACCGCUUCCCCACUGAGAUUGUAGAGGCCCGGUGCAGACACUCAGGCUGCAUCAAUGCCCAGGGGCAGGAAGACAGCUCCAUGAGCUCUGUUGCCAUCCAGCAAGAGAUCCUGGUCCUCCGGAGGGAGCCCGAAGGCUGCGCUCACUCCUUCCAGUUGGAGAAAAUUCUGGUGACUGUUGGCUGCACCUGUGUCACCCCCAUCAUUCACCAUGUGGCCUGA